AUGUCUGAAUCAAAUACCUCUUCAACUGUUAAAGAGAAAUUGAAUUUCAAUGUUGAGAGCGUAGAACAAGGUGAUACUCCAUCACUGGCAGUAUAUUCAACAAUACAAAAUCAAGGAUCCAAGGAGUGGCUCUUAGCAAGUGAUAUUCCAGAACGUCCUAAAUAUAGUAAACUCGCUGUACUCUUCUUAGCCUAUCAAUCCGUCGGUGUGAUUUAUGGCGACAUUGGCACAAGUCCAUUGUAUGUUUACAGCUCAACCUUUUCUUCUACACCGGAAAGGGCCGAUCUUCUUGGUGCACUUUCCAUGAUUAUCUGGACUCUGACACUGGUUGUCACUGUCAAAUAUGUUGGUUUCGUCUUGAGAGCCGAUGAUAACGGUGAAGGAGGAACAUUUGCUUUAUUCACUCUUUUAUCUCGCUAUGCUAAUAUCAGUUGGAAGAACCCUCAAAGUGCAGUCAACCUGGGUAUGCAAAGAUACCAUACAGAAGAUAUGCGAUACUUUUCUCGCGGUUUCCGUGCAAAGUUGGAGCAGUCUAAUUUCUUGCGACACCUAAUUUCUGUUCUGUCUAUUGUUGGUGUAAGCAUGGUAAUGGCUGACGGUGUACUGACUCCCGCACAAUCUGUCCUCGGUGCCAUCCAAGGAUUGAAUCUUAAAGUGCCCGACAUCUCCCAGUCUGCCAUCACAGGUAUCUCCGAAGUCAUCCUUAUCAUUCUGUUCUGCAUUCAACCGUUUGGAACCACCAAGAUUGCCUCUUCGUUCGCUCCUAUUGUCAUAAUAUGGCUGCUAUUCAACUUCAGCGUUGGUCUGUACAAUAUUAUCACCCAGGACUACACCGUUCUGUCUGCAUUCUCACCCUACUGGAUUUACGCAUGGUUUGCUCGUAAUGGUAGCGACGGUUGGGUCAAGAUGGGAGGUAUCCUCUUAGCUUUCACUGGUGUUGAAGCUCUGUUUGCCGAUCUCGGUCACUUUAGUCGCGCGGCUGUACAACUUUCCUGGACCUUUUUGGCAUACCCUUGUCUUCUUAUUGCUUACAUUGGACAGGCGGCUUACAUCUCCAAUGAUGCUACCGGUACUGCUUGGAGCAACCCAUUCUUUGCGACUGUCCCUCCCUCAUCUUUCUGGUUCGCUUUUAUCAUUGCCAUCCUGGCCGCCAUUGUUGCUUCUCAAGCUAUGAUUUCUGGUUGCUUCUCGAUCUUGCGUCAAGCUAUGUCACUUAGCAACUUUCCUCAGCUCAAGGUCAUGCAUACAUCUGAAAGAUUCCACGGCCAGAUCUAUAUUCCAACUGCAAAUUGGCUUUUAAUGAUCGGAACCGUUAUCAUUACUGCUGCCUUCCCCAAUACAACAGUUUUAGGAAAUGCUUAUGGUGCUUGCGUUACCUUCGUUACCCUGAUUACAACUACCCUUGUCACCAUUGUGAGCAUUAUUGUCUGGAAAUGGAAUAUCAUCUUCUCUAUCCUGUUCUUCUUGUUCUUCGCUUUCAUUGAUGCUGCCUACCUAUCAGCGACAUUGUUGAAAGUUCCUCAAGGCGCUUGGACUACUAUUGUUAUUGCUGCCGUCAUCGCUAUGUUCAUGAUUAUCUGGCACACCGGAAAGCUGGAACAAUGGAAAUAUGAAGAGCCUAGAGCAAAGGACUUGCCUGGUCUCAUCAAAGCAGACGUCAUCCGCCAUAACGACGGUAACGAGUCCGUUGUUUUAUCUCUUGCAAAGACUGGAGAACGCUUGGAGGUCUUGAAAGGAUUAUCGGUUAUCUUUGAUUCAGCGGGCUUUGGUAUCCCUCCCGUGUACUCUCAUUUUACAGACGCCUUUGCCGCGUCUCCGGAUAUUGCAAUCUUCCUUCAUAUCAGAAAUCUGCCGCAGCCAACCGUGCCCGACGGCGAGAGAAUGGUUGUAUUCCGACUUGAGGUACCUAACAUGUAUCGUGUGAUCAUCCGCCGUGGAUACAAGGACGUGCUUCAAGGCGAUGACAAGAACGGCCCUAGCGAUAUGGUAGUAAACCGUAUUUGCGAGUUGUUGGAACAAGAAGGCUGUACAGCUGAAAGAGACGCCAUUAAUAUUGCCAAAGAGAAUCGGGUCACUUACCUCAUGAGCACUAUUGAAUAUGCUGGAGCACCAACUUCCAAUUUUGCAAAACGCUCCUUACUGCAGGUUUUCAAUUCUGUGCGCAAAAAUACCCGAGGAGUUCGUCGCCAUGAAUUUGGUGUACCUAACGACAAGCUCGUUGAAGUCGGUAUGCGCUAUGAUAUCUAA
Messenger RNA from Umbelopsis ramanniana AG, 2247 nucleotides. RefSeq lists its product as uncharacterized. Gene Ontology annotation, molecular function: potassium ion transmembrane transporter activity. NCBI's taxonomy places the organism in Eukaryota, Fungi, Mucoromycota, Umbelopsidomycetes, Umbelopsidales, Umbelopsidaceae. The transcript is spliced from 8 exons. Gene Ontology annotation, cellular component: membrane. Bases 1 to 2247 code for a protein of 748 amino acids. The record is from RefSeq and is a predicted model, not a curated record. Gene Ontology annotation, biological process: potassium ion transmembrane transport.